Saccostrea cuccullata (small rock oyster) is the source of this 4082-nucleotide messenger RNA. Its product is annotated as short transient receptor potential channel 7-like. Gene Ontology annotation, molecular function: protein binding; inositol 1,4,5 trisphosphate binding; store-operated calcium channel activity. Gene Ontology annotation, cellular component: plasma membrane; cation channel complex. The record is from RefSeq and is a predicted model, not a curated record. Gene Ontology annotation, biological process: calcium ion transmembrane transport; single fertilization; regulation of cytosolic calcium ion concentration. Lineage: Eukaryota; Metazoa; Mollusca; Bivalvia; Ostreida; Ostreidae. The coding region runs from base 16 to 3327 and encodes 1103 amino acids. The transcript is spliced from 17 exons.
ACGAGAACAGUAAAAAUGCCAUUUCUCAGACCUUCUGUUCGGCACUCUCUUCUAAAUACAAACAAAUCGUUCAAAAUUUCACAGGUUGUUCAUAAGGAAAACAGCAGUGAUAUGGUUUCUAUCAAGGGGAGGUUUAAUUUCUUAAUAAAUAUUUUGUUUUUGGCGGAAAAAAGAAAAUACAAGUACUGCGUUCUUAAGCGCUGUUCUACAUUCCCGACCACGACCCGUAGCAAUGACGUAAACGACAGCAUGCCGUACAAAUCACACAAGGACAAAAAGUCUCUAUCCCGUCUGAACCUGUCCAGUGAGAAAGCCAGCAGCAGUAAAGGACAGCUGUCAGAUCUUGAAGAGGAGUUUAUUUUUGCCGCUGAGUUUGGGGACAUUCCGACCGUAAAACGACUUUUGGAGGAACAUCAGAGCUUCAAUGUUGAUUUCAACGACAUCCUUGGUCGCACUCCACUUCGCCUAGCAGUCGGCAAUGAACACUUGGAGGUUGUGGAACUGCUACUUGAUCGUUCAAACGCUUCCAGCAUCCACGAAGCUCUGCUACAAGCUAUAAGUGCAGGUCACGAACAAAUUGCUGAGACAAUAUUGAAACAUCCCAAGUACAGAGACGUCAAACGAGAAAACAAACGUUUUGGAGAGACGGAUUACUUCUUUAAUACGACCAGUGAAGACUCUCCGUUUUCUUCUGAUAUUACACCUCUUAUACUCGCAGCAGAAAGGAAUCAGUUUGAGAUUGUCCAACUUUUGUUGUUAAGAGGGGAGACAAUCAGGAAGCCCCAUCAUUACUACUGUAACUGUCAGGAGUGUAGUAACAAACUGGUCUUUGACCAGUUACGAUUAGCCAAAACUCGAUUGAACGCCUACAGGGGACUGGCCAGUAGUGCCUAUAUAUCUUUGUCUAGUAACGAUCCAAUACUUACUGCAUUUGAACUUGCCAGGGAGCUCAGAUGUGUGGCAAAAGUUGAAAAAUAUUAUAAGAGUGAUUAUUUAGCAUUAGCAGAUCAAUUAAGUGAGUAUGUGGUUCGAUUACUGGACAAGGUUAGAGGUCACGACGAACUAGAAAAACUUUUGAAUAAAAAGAAACGUGAGGCUGAUGAUGAAACAUUUGAACAAUUAUCCAGACUGAAAUUGGCAAUUCAUUACAAUGAAAAGAAAUUUGUGGCCCACCCUAGCUGUCAGCAGAAGUUGGUCAGUAUUUGGUAUAAUGACCUGAGGGCUAUGGAGCGCUCUAACUGGUUCUUCCGGUCUCUGAUGGUGUUCGGGGUCACCUCGGUGUACCCAUUACUGGCCAUUCUGUACUGGUUCGCUCCACAUUCUAAGGUUGGACGCUUCCUUCAGUAUCCAUGUAUUAAGUUUAUCGGGCAUGCCAUGUCCUUUGUAACUUUUCUCGUCAUGAUUUUGAUCUCAAGUGCUGAGGGGACGACGGACCUCACCCGCCUCUCCUCUUUUUCUGGUCCCUACAAACACUACCUCUGGUACAAAAACCACAGUCGUCUGACGCUUCCGGAAGACUUUGUUGUCCGCACGAGUCGGCCAGAAAUUAUACAGAUUGGGCUUAGUCUAUGGAUCAUAGGUAUGCUUUGGCAGGAGAUAAAGCAGGUAUUUAGUGAGGGCCUGUACGACUACUUUGAUUCUUUGUAUAAUUACCUGGAUGUGGCCGUGCUCACUCUCUAUCUGUCAUCAUUCACUCUUAGAUACGUCUGCAUUUGGAAGGUAAACGUUGCUUUAAAAUAUUUUGAAACUCAUGAACCUUGGGAAUUGUUGUUAAGGAGUGAUCGGACAGCAGCACAACAGAUGUACUGGAUCAUUGCAGACAGGUUCUACUGGGAUUCCCUAGACCCCCAUAAUAUUGCAGAGGGACUGUUCGCCAUUGCCAAUGUCAUCAGUUUUACCAGAGUCUCGUAUAUUCUGCCAGCCAAUGAAAUGUUUGGUCCCAUGCAGAUCUCCAUAGCUCGAAUGAUGACGGACAUUAUAAAAUUUUUAGCGAUCUUUCUGGUGAUUCUGGUGGCCUUCAUGGUUGGUUUACAUAAUCUGUAUUGGUACUACCCAAAACAAGUGCGAGAGAAAGUUGAGUUUAUGCAAAAUAACAUCACAGUUCGUGCAGAGGAGGCGUUUGGAAUUCCAGACAAAACCGUGAGAACAGUGUUCUGGUCCCUAUUUGGGAGAGGAGAUGCCACCAUUGUGGAGUUGGAUGAGUUUAAUCACAUUUUUACUCAAUAUGUUGGAUACUGGAUAUUUGGUGCAUACAACUGGUGCAGUGUUAUCGUGCUUCUGAAUAUGUUAAUUGCCAUGAUGUCGAGAUCUUUUGAACUUAUACAGGAGGAUUCGGACACGGAGUGGAAGUUUGCCCGCAGUAAGCUUUACAUGGACUAUAUAAAGUCAGGGGCAACACUGCCCAUUCCAUUUAACAUGGUUCCCUCCCCAAAGUCUGUAUGGAAACUAUUAUCUCGCAUUAGUCACUGUUUUUGUAAGGGAGAGACAGGGGAUCUCAGACCACACCCAGGGCGAAUCAAAGAUGUAGAACUUUUUGCCACUAGUCCGACUGCAACGACAUCAGGUUGGGAUACAGUGCAAUCUCAGCGUCAAGCUAAUGGUAUAAAGAGAUUCCGAGAGAGAAUGCAAACAACUAAUGGUUUUGUUAGAAGUGAUUCUGAACCAAAUUUGUUUGAGGAAAAACUUACGUAUAAGAGGGUAAUGAAAAGAAUUGUCAAAAGAUACAUAUUUGACAUGCAGAGAGAAAAUGACAGUAAUGAUGAUUUCGAUGAAGUAAAACAGGAUAUUUCAAGUUUUAGAUAUGAAAUUUUAAAUCAUUUACAAUCACGAGAACAGGAAACGAAAGAAUGUUGUGAAAAGAUGGACGUGAUGGAGCAGAAAAUGAACCACCUGAUCAAACAACAAUCAUUGCUGCUCAGUAAAUUAGCACAAACAAACAGUGUAGAUAUUAAUCAAAAUGGGGGAAAUCCUCAUGAUGUUUUAAGUAGGCAAGAUAACAGUGAAAACAGAAAGAGUUCAAAUGCACCGUUAUUGACAGAAAGUGCUUAUUCCUCAUUAGAGGAACCAUCGGGUGAGGAGGAAAUCCUCCAGCAACUGUCUCAGGCCAGAAAUCAGUAUUUAGAGGACAUUCCCGAGGAGGAGGCGGCAUCUCAUAGGGAGGAUAGGCGUCUAAGAGUCAGACUGCGAUCUGAUAGCCAGGAUACUAAUACGUCAUCAAGAUUAUCUCGUCAGCAGUCUUUAGAUGACGAACAUUACUCUACAGAUGACGUCAUUGUUCACGUUGUCGACGAAAAUGACGUCAGUAAUUCUUUUGAUGAAAAACUGUGAUAUCUUAACAUUUAUUGUUGAAAAUUUGGUCUUAUUUAUAAUGCCACUUAAAACAUUGCUGUGACAUCAAUCUUUUGUUCUCGUUGUUUAAACAUUUUAUCUGUAUGAGUCGAGUUAGAAUUACAAAUGUAUCAUAGGAAUGUGGGUAAUUAUUCAAAUUCUACUUUAUAUAUCUUUCUUUCUGGAUAACUUUUGAACAAAGAUUAUGUUUUAAGUAAGAUAUUUGCCGAAUGCAGUUCUUUAUGAAAAGUUAUAAGACUGUUAACGUUAGGGAUUGGAUUGUUUUUAUAUUGUAAACUUUUCGUUUAAUGGGACUCAAAAAGCAUCAAACAUUUUGAUAUUUUUCAUCUAGAUCUGUAUUCGGUAUAAAUCCGAUAUAUACCAUGUCAACAUUUUAUCGAGAACUAUUUUGAACCCGGGGUAUGUUUGUGUGCAGAAAAAAAGCUUAUCCCAUUUGAAUUCAAACGAUCAAAACAAGUAAAACUCUAACGAGGUAAUUUGGAUUGUUCUAAUAACACAAAUGCAUAUUUUGUCUGAAAUGCUUCCCAAUGGUGUUAAUUAACCAGUUUUGGUGCUAAGAUGUUUAUGAUUGUAAAAUUGCCUCAAUCCCAUACUGUUACGUUACGUCCUAUUAUAAUAUCACAGUUCUCUCCUAUUUCACUAUUAAUCUUGGUUCUUAGAAUCUAUACUUGUACUUGUUUGAUACAGUUUCUUUUUACUUUUAAAAAUUUCAAAACAACUCAUUUCAAUGAAUA